GUGAGUUUGGCCUCAUGGCUGAGAGUUUGGCCUCAUGGCAGCCUUGGUAGGUUCCAGCAGGUUGCCACAGAGUACGAGCAGAUCAAAAGUGCAGGGAUUGACCCUCAGGUGCAAGAGCUGGCAGAUCACCAUGGCCUAGAUGAACGCGUAAGACGGGCGCUCAAUGAGGAAAUGAAAAAGCGCAAGGACACGUUCGAAUCAGAUAUGCAAGCACUUUGGGUCGGACUGGAAGGUUCAAAGAAUCCGGCAGGAAUGCUGAUGAUGAAGGUCAAAGACAUGCGCAUGGGCGUAUUCAAGGGGAUGACAGCUCUGACCAAGAAGAUCCAAGAGUUCGCCAAGAGAAACCGCUUGGACGCACAGGCCGCCGUGAAGUUGGGAGAGGUCAUGGAGAAUCGCAGCGAUGUUGAUGGCGACCUCAUGAAGCUGUCCAAGCAUUUGGAACGGUCAAACAAGCCAUCCUCCUUGAUGAUGAUGAUGCUGCGAGACUUGCGCGAUGGAAAGCCUGUCAAGGAUCCUGCGUACGCCGCUGCCAUUGGGAGCAAGGUACAUGAACGAGAACUUCGAGAUUCUGCCAAGG
This is a messenger RNA of Durusdinium trenchii, 577 nucleotides long. Lineage: Eukaryota; Dinophyceae; Suessiales; Symbiodiniaceae. The record is from the annotation of a GenBank genome assembly.